GUUUGGCGGGUUUCUGGUGAAAUCUCUGCUGUGACAUGGCUCCAUGAUCGAGGGAAUGUGUGCCAGGAAAGAGGCCGGCCUCCUCCUCCUGCCCUUGUUUGAGACUGAGGGACCGUCCCAAGCACCCGCCAGUGUAAAAGUCUCAGAUCAACGUACUUGCCCUUCCUCCGACCUCUCAAAGCAAUGGAAUCUGUUGGAACUGCAGUGACUGCUAUGUAGGCUAACAUGACAUACAGUUCUGUUUCUAUCCCUGUCUUUCAGGCUUCACAAGUUGGGAGAGGUUGAUCCCAGCCAGGAAUGGAAGUAGAGCUGACUGAAUUUUCCCUGGAAUUUCAAUAACCCAAUCAACUGUGUGUAAAUUAUUUGGUUCCCAACUUCCAGAGCAGGGUGCCGUGCUGACACUGUGUUGCAGAGGAGGAUGGGAAAGAGGCGGUGCCUUCAAGUGGAGCCAACGCUCGAGCAGAAGAUAGCAGCAGGGUGCUGCGGAGUGAAGAAGCCCAAGUUAUCGGGCAGCAAUGUGCACAACCAGCUGAACCUCCCUGGCACAGGGCUAGGCUGUGGCUCGGUGCCUGGCCUGCAGUCUGGAACAGCCCUGGGGAACCACCACAACCACAGCCAGAACCACAACUAUAGCCAGAACCAUUGCGAGAGGAACAACCGGGAGAGCAAUGGGAACCUGAACUCCUUGAACUCUGCACUCAGCCCUGUGACAGGGCUGACCACAGUGGGAAACCGUCCGAACGGGACUGGGCUCAGUGGGACCAGUGGAGUGAAUGUGAGGAACUUGGUGGUGACCGCAGAGAUGUGCUGCUACUGCUUUGAUGUGUUGUACUGUCAUCUGUACGGAUUCCCACUGCCCCGAUCACCCAGGUUCACCAAUGACCCAUACCCAUUGUUUGUAACGUGGAAGAUGGGCCGAGAUAAACGCCUGCGAGGCUGCAUUGGGACCUUCUCUGCCAUGAACCUCCAUUCAGGACUCAGGGAAUACACACUUACCAGUGCCCUUAAGGACAGCCGCUUCCCUCCGCUGACUCGUGAGGAACUUCCCAAACUCUUCUGCUCUGUUUCGCUGCUCACUAAUUUCGAGGAUGCCAGUGAUUACCUGGACUGGGAGGUGGGAGUACAUGGGAUUCGAAUAGAGUUUGUGAAUGAGAAGGGGGCAAAACGCACAGCAACGUACUUACCAGAAGUGGCCAAGGAACAGGACUGGGACCAGAUUCAGACCAUAGACUCUCUUCUGCGUAAAGGAGGUUACAAAGCUCCAAUCACAAAUGAAUUCAGGAAAGCAAUCAAACUCACCAGGUACCGCAGUGAGAAAGUAACAAUCAGCUAUGCUGAGUACAUGGCCUCCCGACAACACUAUUUUCAGAAUGGCACCCUCCAUGCUCCACCUCUCUACAAUCAUUACUCCUGACAACAGGCUGCACGACCAAUCACGGGACUCCACCUAUGACCUCAUCGGGGGUGAUGCCUCCACUUCCUGGUCUAGUUACUUUUACUACUGCACUAUUUUAUGAUGCUAGCUUCCGUUGCCAAGCACGCCUUCGGUCAGCGCUACCUCAGACAGACUUGGCAACGGAAUGCUGCGGUGAAACAGUAGAAUAUCGUUGGGGGAUGGGGAGGGAUUUCUAUCAAAUCUUGUUUCUGUUUCUAUACUUGUUUACCUAUGUUUGCCUUACUUUGGUAACUUGCAGGACUCCAAAUAUGAACUGCAGGUUUUAGUACUGAAACCAUUGAUGUGUGUAAGGUGCUCAGGCUCUUUGACAAUGGACAGCGUUUCCACAAAAUUGCUAUUUUUAGUCGUGUCUCCCUAAGCCAAAUGGCAAGGUCAUUGGUUUCGAUUUUAAUGUAUGACACAAUUCCCCAAAACGCUGGUCAAAAUAGAGGAAAAUUCCAAAAUCCUGUGCAAUGAAAAUGGAGUUUGAAUUUAUUCAGUCAGCAUGUACCAAUGGUCUGCCAAAAGGUGCGACUGAAAAUAGGGCCAGGAUAGAAACGUUUUCCUUUGUUCCUUUCAAAGUCCUGUCUCCUGUGACACAAGUAUUAACUUGAAGCAUAUAACAGGAUUUCAAGCCGACAUGUUGUGCGUAAUUGCCAACUGCCAUUAGGCAUGCGAUUACGUGUUGCAUGCCUGCAGGUCAAGUAAAAAACCAAGUGUAGAUGCUGGAUUUCUCUGCACAUUAUACAAGAGUACAGCACAGACCCAGUUCCAGCAGUCACUCUGGCAAUAAUCCGGUUAUCUUUUAUUCAACAGUAUUGGAGGGGCAGUAAAAUCUAAUAAGGUAUUUUUGUUGGCCUCAUUUACUACUUGUAUAUCUAUAGCCCAAACGUACACGUUUUGUGAAUGAAAACCCUUUGAUAAAGUGAAUUGUAUU
Messenger RNA from Carcharodon carcharias (great white shark), 2372 nucleotides. RefSeq names its product AMMECR1-like protein. The coding region runs from base 419 to 1414 and encodes 331 amino acids. NCBI's taxonomy places the organism in Eukaryota, Metazoa, Chordata, Chondrichthyes, Lamniformes, Lamnidae. The record is from RefSeq and is a predicted model, not a curated record. The transcript is spliced from 9 exons.